This is a messenger RNA of Esox lucius (northern pike), 3725 nucleotides long. It is a transcript of the gene lrrc4.2, whose product is annotated as leucine rich repeat containing 4.2. Lineage: Eukaryota; Metazoa; Chordata; Actinopteri; Esociformes; Esocidae. The transcript is spliced from 2 exons. The coding region runs from base 404 to 2443 and encodes 679 amino acids. Gene Ontology annotation, cellular component: postsynaptic density membrane; plasma membrane; glutamatergic synapse. Gene Ontology annotation, biological process: postsynaptic density protein 95 clustering; modulation of chemical synaptic transmission; excitatory synapse assembly. Gene Ontology annotation, molecular function: protein binding. The record is from RefSeq and is a predicted model, not a curated record.
GCACCUGCUUAGCUUAACCCACACGGCCUGUCCUUUCCACCAAGCCUCUAGUCUGUACACGUUGCUCCGCUCCGCUCCACUUCGCUCUCACCACCGGCUAACGGGAGAUAUCUUGUUCCGCUGGUUAACGCGGGAACAUAACCAUUACUUUACAGAGGAAGCAGAAGAACUGAAUUUCUGUCUUUCCAUGGAAAGGGAACUAUACAUGACUCUGGUUUGUGAUUGUUUUUUGUGAUAUUCAGAAAAGAAAAAGAAGGAAAAGGCUGUUUCAGAUCUAAUGAGCGUCUCCCGGUCCCAUCGAUGGCGUGGCAAGCCCUGUCCUUGCUCCAGCCAGGGUAGGAGGGUGGCGCGUCCUCUGCCGUCUGUCUCCCCCCACCAUGCUGAAUAAUGAGCCCUCCGCACCAUGAGUCCUGUGGGCCGGGUUUCUCUGCAGCCCACCUGGAACGCAGCCCUGUUUGCCUUGCUAGCCCUCACCAUGGCGCCAGCUUUCUGUGUGUGUCAGCCUGCCGGCCUGGGCCCGCCCCCAAAUCCCCAGAACUGCCCGGCCGUGUGCUCCUGCACCAAUCAGCUUGGUAAGGUGGUGUGCACGCGCCGUGGCCUGGUCAGGGUGCCCCCCGGAAUCCCCACCAACACCAGGUAUCUCAACCUGAUGGAGAACAGCAUCGAGACCAUCCAGGCAGACACCUUCAGACACCUACACCACCUGGAGGUGCUGCAGCUGGGCAGGAACGCCAUAAGGCAGAUCGAGGUGGGGGCCUUCAACGGCCUGACCAGCCUCAACACCCUGGAGCUGUUUGACAACAGACUGACUGGGAUCCCCAGCGGGGCGUUCGAGUACCUGUCGAAGUUGAGGGAGCUGUGGCUGAGGAACAACCCAAUCGAGAGCAUCCCCUCCUACGCCUUCAACCGAGUGCCCUCGUUGAUGAGGCUGGACCUGGGGGAGCUCAGGAGGCUGGAGUACAUCUCUGACGGGGCCUUCGAGGGCCUCCAGAACCUGAAGUACCUGAACCUGGGGAUGUGUAACCUCCGGGAGAUGCCUGUCCUGUCUCCCCUGACAGGCCUGGAGGAACUGGAGAUGUCUGAGAACACCUUCCCUGAAAUGAAGCCAGGCUCGUUCCGCGGACUGCGCUCACUACAGAAACUCUGGAUUAUGAACUCCGGGAUCACCGUGAUAGAGAGGAAUGCCUUCGAUGACAUCACAGCACUAGUGGAGCUGAACCUAGCCCAUAAUAACCUGUCGUCUCUCCCACAUGACCUAUUUGCCCCACUGCAGUACCUGGUUGAGCUCCAUCUCCACCACAACCCAUGGAGGUGUGACUGCGACGUGGUUUGGCUAUCCUGGUGGCUCAGGGAGUACAUUCCCACCAAUUCCACCUGCUGUGGCCGCUGCCACUCCCCUGCCCACAUGAGAGGACGGUACCUGGUGGAGGUGGACCAGAACACAUUCCAGUGUUCUGCUCCCUUUAUCCUGGAUGCUCCUAGGGACCUCAACAUCUCUGCAGAAAGGGUCGCUGAGCUCAAGUGUCGUACUGCCGCCAUGUCCUCUGUAAGAUGGCUGCUCCCUAAUGGGACUGUUCUGACCCACGGCUCAGCUCACCCUCGGAUCUUCGUCCUCAACGAUGGAACGCUCAACUUCUCCAAUGUUCUGCCGUCGGACACAGGCGUUUAUACCUGCAUGGUGACUAACAUGGCGGGGAACUCCAAUGCCUCUGCUUACCUGAAUGUCAGCAGUGCCGAGCUUAACACAUCCAACCUGUCCUAUUUCACUACAGUGACUGUAGAGGUUCUGGAACCGACAGUGGAGGAGACUCCCAAACCCAAACCCACUGUCCCAGUCUCACCCUCUGUGUUCCAGCCUGUCUUCAUCUCCACACCCACUGUGCUGCUCCAGAACACCCAGACCCCUCGCCAGGUGUCUCUCCCCACAGCCCGAAGCACUAUCCGCCCCCCCACCAGCCUGGAUGAGGUCAUGAAGACAACCAAGAUCAUAAUCGGCUGCUUCGUUGCUGUGACACUCCUGGCCGCCGCCAUGUUGAUAGCCUUCUACAAAUUACGCAAACGACACCAGCAGCGGAGCACGGUCGCGGCUGCGCGGACCAUCGAGAUCAUCCAGAUGGACGAGGAGGUUCCCCAGGUUCCGCCGGCCAGGUCAAGUUCUAGUGGCUCGGAGGAGACAGGGUUGGUUUUGCCAACCUUACUGGAGCACAACAGCACCAUGUUCAAACCUGGAUACAUCUCGUCCUCUUUGUCAUCGUCCCACAGAGACAGAGACAGGGCCACCUAUGGGGCCCACUGGACCCAUAACAACCUUGGAAACUCCCUGCACCGUUCCUCCAGCCGCCAGCAUCAUCAGCAGCACCACAGCCUCAUCAGCACCAUCGCAGAACCCUAUGUCAUUAAGACCACUCACACCAAGGAAAAGGUCCAGGAGACCCAGAUCUAAGGGACUCACGCUGGCCUAUCUGUGGAUGUAACCGUGGAUCUGUUGGGAUUUCUAUAUGGCUCUGACUCUACCCCUCCUAUUCUCUUCUCUCUGCUCACCUGUCCAUGCAAUAGAAUGCACAAAGAAGACGGUAACUUUCUUUUGUACAGAGCGCAAAAUUGAGACAGUUUUUCUCUCUCUUGUACAUGCUUAUACAUAAAUAUAGAAAUAUAAAAAAAAUAUAAAUCUAUAUAAAUGAAUCAUCUAUGGUUGUGGGAGAUUAUAUUAAAAAAGGAAGUACAAUUUAAACUAUUUUCUAAUUACUUGUAUUUAAAAGUGAGAGAUGUUGAGAUGCUGUGAAGGUAUAUGAUGACUGAUUGAGGUAGGAGCUGUCUUGAGGAAGACUGUUCUGUUUGUUAUUUAGAUCAUGCAAUUUAGAAUGCAGAAAACCCCCUUUAUACCCACAUCAGUUUAUAGAACAACAAACCCUAACAUAAGAUCAGUCUUCACAGGUUAAGCAUGUAAAUGCACUAAUUUGUAUGGUGCCAAAUGUUAAACAUGCAAUAAAGGACUCUGGAAGAUUAGGAAAAAAAGCAGCUACAACCAAGCAAAAUCUAGAGAGAAAGACCGUCAUCUGUCAAAGGAGAGCUGUUGAGAGAGGAGUGUAGAUUUUGUUGUUCAGUAGCUAUCAGCCAAAUGCUUUUAGACUGCAGUGAAUUUCUGCAGCUAAGGUUUAACCCUUUGUUUACAGGAGAUAAGCUACAUGUCUUUCUAAAAGACAGACAUUCUUUAUGUUACUGAAUCUAAACCACUUUAGUACCAUUUUAUUUGAUUUAUUCCAGGUCCCCAUAGAUUAAGAUGAAAUGCAGGCGAUUAAAAACAGAGAUUUGGUGGGAUUACUUCAUGAAGACUUAGGUUGCAUAAUGUUUUAUUUUAUUUCCUUGGGUUGUGACAUGCUUCUUAAUGGCAUGUGUAGUGUUUAGGGCUAAUAUAGUGAUGCAUUACAGCAUUUCUUAGCCUGCUCUCUGUAAGGGCUCAUUCUAAUGGUAAUCCCUCACAGAUACAGGCAUGUGGUGCAGAGGGACUGGGGUUUGCUGACCAAUCUGCUUUGGGAAAAGAAAAAUGAGUGGGGGUGAAAUUAAAUGAAUGUCUGGAUGUCGGACUUGUUUCUCCAUGGAGGUAAUUUAAACAGUGAAAUUGUUAUCAUUUUCCUUAUUUUGGGUAUUAUAUUAGCAAAACUAUUUUUAUGGGAAGGUCUACAAAAAAUAAAACCUUUUGGUUUGUAUUUCUCUACUCAGAGACA